CCCAAAGAUCAUCUGCCUUGAGCGGCCAGAGCCUACCAUGGCCUCAGACUUUUCCCGCCUGCUGGAGCAGUCCAAGCAGCUCACGACGCAUAUCGUCUCGACCGGUCUCCCUCCGCUCGAGCGCUCCCUUGACCAGAUCGACUCCCAGACCCGUAAGCUCACCGGCGUCAACACCCUCGACAAACGAGCAAGCUACUUGCUCGCCAGCAAGGGCUUCGACGCCGAGCGAGUCACCCAGACUGUCAACUCCAUCAACUUGUCCAGCACAUUUGUUCCGUCUAUCGCCUUGCCCGACGAAGAUCUCGAGGGAUAUUUAACCUCCGAACACGAAGCCAUUUUCACCUCCGCGAUCGACGCGGUUGCCCAGCAAACCACCAGCGACUACGAGGAUGAGUUUGAGGCGUACAUUCAUUCGAACUGGGAGCGUGCAAGACAAAGAAUAUCGACUGAAGUUGCCGGAGAGUAUUCUGUAAAUCAAGAGACAGCCUCGUUUGUAGCCAAGAAGGGAAAGGCUGUGUUUUCGACCGGGUCGUCUCGUGGAGCCCAAAAGCCAUCAGAGGUACCAGCGAUCUGCCAGAGAUAUGCCAAUGCCGUCCGACAGAUCAACCAGGGUCGAAUCGAUGGACAGUACUUCAACAUGCUCAGCGUUUUCAAGAAAGUCAGCCAAGAUGCCAGCUUGCAUGACGACGGCCGCUCUCAAGUCAGCGACUGCUGGGAUUUACUGGCCUUUAUCCUCAAGGAAGACGCCCCAUUGCUGCCCUUGCAGUUCAUGCAGGAGUAUCUUGCCCAGGAUGCCAGCGGCGCACCUUCGGCGGAUGCCAUCCGAUUCCGUCGACGUAUCAUCGAGGGUGGUAGACGCUUUUUCGAAGCUCAGUUCUGCCAGUAUAUCGAACAGACUCGGACCGGCAUCAGCAACGGCCUCCGGGACAAGAUCAGGGACUUUUCGAACGAUCGCAGCCGAGAUUUCGUUGAUCCCGCAGUCAAGCCCUGGGCCGAGCUGUUUUACCUGGUCCGGUGUGGCAAAUUUGAGGAAGCGGUAGAGUUCAGCAAACGAAAUGAAGGCAUCAUCGAGCACGGCUUUCACCACUACCUUGAGUCAUGGUACCAGUCACCCAACCGAGCGCUCCCGGAACUAAAGCGCAACGCUCUUCUUCAAACCUGGAACAAUGAGAUUCGCCCAGACCUGAUUGGCGCACCGACUCAUGGAGCUCCGCCCAAUCCGUAUCGCAUGGCGCUUUACAAGAUCAUUGGUCGCUGUGAUUUGCAGCGUAAGACCGUGCCCGGCAACGCAGUCCUUCCAUCCACGGAGGAUUACCUCUGGUUCCAGUUAAUGCUCCUUCAAGAAGCUCCAGGGGGCAAAGAUACUCGGCAAGACUCAUACACUCUGGCGCAGCUCUCCAAGCUGCUGCAGGGCUUUGGCGAGGCGCAUUUCUCGUCUCGCGGCAAGAAUCCGGUGCUCUACUUUAUGGUUCUCCUCCUUUGCGGAGAGUUUGAACGAGCUGUCAACUACCUUUGCCACAAUCCUGUCUUCAGCGCCGACGGCGCUCAUUUCGCCAUUGCUCUCUCUUACUACGGCUGCCUGCGCGUGCACUCUAGUCCCAGUUCUCUCCAGUUCGGCGGCUCCCUCACGCGAAAGGUCGAAGGUGAUCUACCUGGCUCGGAGCGUCUCCACUUCAACUUGGUUCGUAUGAUUCAGCAGUACAUUUACUCCUUGCGACUCAAGCCUGAAGAACAGCUCCACUACGUUUAUCUCCUGGGCAUUUUUGGUGCCCAGGAAGGCAAGCCAAACUCUGCCGUUCAGCGCGAGUACACCGAUCUGGCACAGGAGUUUAUGCGACAAAUUGUCGCUCGAGCCACGCUGGAGGAAGAGGAUCUCUAUGCGCUCGUUGGCGAGCAGACUAAAAAUGGGUGGCGCCAUUCGCCCAUGGACCGCUUGGGUCAUUUGAUUGGCCUUUCGACGCCUUCCGAUAUCAAAGACAAGAUUCUGCUGCCAGCAGCCAAGGAUCAGCAGAGUACCGAAGAAUUCAACACUGCAAUCGUUCUUUAUAGUCGCUCAGGAAACUACGACGCCGUCGUCGACAUUCUCAUCCUCUUGCUAUCGCGAUCGCUGCUCCAGUAUCAGAACGAGGGCGAUGCCGCCACUUUCGAGGCCGUGAGCGAGACCCUCAGCAUUCGACAGAACACGAAGGAUAUCUUGGAAUACUACCACAAGCAUAACAUUGUUCCCAGCAUGGACAAGGUCAAGCUCUGUAUGGUUAUAUUGGGAUGCCAUGAAUUUAUGGAGCAAUAUCGCCUGCAGAAUUGGCUCAAGGCCCUCAUCGUCCUCGCGCGCGAUAUCAAGUUCAUCCCCGCCUCGACCGAAGCUGGCCAAUUGCGGCUGGCCUAUGACUACUUCAGCGGCUGCAGUGUUGCCAACAAGGAGGUCAUUCAGAUCAUCCCCGAGAUCCUUGUGGGCGCCAUGACCUGUCUGUACCAAUGCUCGAUUGCGAAAUAUCCCGAGGUUUCUGCCGAAGAAUGCAAGGAGCGAUCCAAGGCCAUCAUUCACUUUGCUGGCAUGAUCCAAUUCCGCAUUCCGAGCGAAACUUUUGCCUUGCUCAACCGAAUCGAUGUUUACAUGAACUGAACUGGCUCUCCUCCAAUAAUACAUGCGCGGACAAAGGGCUGUGGGGUCAAUCCCGAAUACAUAUAUGGACCGUAUCCCUGUCCCUUUCACUGGCAUCGUGAGCCUCAGGCCUGCCGAAUUUUCGUUGUGCCAGUGGGCAGGCCGUGUGAUUGUU
This is a messenger RNA of Polychytrium aggregatum, 2777 nucleotides long. RefSeq names its product Nup93/Nic96-domain-containing protein. The transcript is spliced from 4 exons. Gene Ontology annotation, biological process: poly(A)+ mRNA export from nucleus; protein import into nucleus. Gene Ontology annotation, cellular component: nuclear pore. The record is from RefSeq and is a predicted model, not a curated record. Lineage: Eukaryota; Fungi; Chytridiomycota; Chytridiomycetes; Polychytriales. The coding region runs from base 38 to 2623 and encodes 861 amino acids. Gene Ontology annotation, molecular function: structural constituent of nuclear pore.